AUGGCUAGUUUAGAAGAUUUGAUCCCAACAGUGAAUAAGUUGCAAGAUGUUAUGUAUGAUGCCGGUAUCGAUACCUUUGAUUUGCCCAUUCUUGCCGUGGUAGGAUCUCAGUCAUCCGGUAAAUCAUCCAUCUUGGAGACUUUGGUUGGAAAGGAUUUCUUGCCUAGAGGAACAGGAAUUGUCACCAGGAGACCUCUUGUGUUGCAACUGAAUAAUAUUGCACCUGAUUCACCGCUUAUUAAGGAAGAUCCAUCGCUUAGCGCAAGUGUUAAUGGUAAGGAUGGACAGAGUGAAGCGGGUGAGAAUGGUGGGCACGAGCUUACUUUAGAGGAUCACUUGAGAAAGAAUACCAACAGUUAUCAAGCACCAACUGCUGAUGAGUGGGGAGAGUUUUUACAUUUACCUGGACGUCGUUUUUACGAUUUUAGAGAGAUUCGAAAGGAGAUUGAGAAUGAGACAGCUAGGAUAGCGGGGAAAAAUAAAGGUAUCAGUAAAGUUCCUAUCAAUUUGAAAGUGUACUCACCACGCGUUUUAAACUUGACUUUGGUCGAUCUUCCUGGUAUUACAAAAGUUCCUAUCGGUGAACAGCCACCAGACAUCGAGAAACAGAUCAAGAAUUUGAUUUUGGAAUAUGUCGCCACACCUAGUUGCAUUAUCUUGGCAGUUUCUCCUGCUAAUGUGGAUCUAGUGAACUCAGAGUCAUUAAAGCUCGCCAGAGAGGUGGAUCCACUCGGCAAAAGAACGAUUGGUGUCAUAACCAAGCUGGAUUUGAUGGACUCGGGUACGAAUGCACUUGACAUAUUAUCUGGCAAACUUUAUCCCUUGAAACUAGGGUUUGUUGGUGUUGUGAAUCGGUCGCAGCAAGAUAUUCAAUUGAACAAAUCCGUCGAGGAAGCAUUAGACAAUGAAGAAGAAUACUUCAACCGUCAUCCCGUUUACCGAACUAUCUCCAAUAGGUGUGGUACACGCUAUUUGGCCAAGUUGUUGAAUAGAACACUAAUGACUCACAUAAGAGAUAAGCUGCCAGAUAUUAAGGCAAGAUUGAACACUUUAAUUGGUCAAACUGAGCAAGAGUUGGCAUCAUUUGGUGAUACAGGACUUAUCACCAAUGAAAACCGUGCAGGUCUUGUGUUACAACUGAUGAACAAAUAUGCAACAAAUUUCAUUUCAUCUAUUGAUGGUACUUCUUCUGAUAUAAGCACGAGGGAACUUUGUGGUGGUGCUAGAGUUUACUACAUCUAUAACAGCAUUUUUGGCAACUCCUUGAAGGCCAUCAGCCCCACCGCCAACUUGACCAUAUAUGACAUAAGGACUGCUAUAAGAAACUCGACUGGGCCUAGACCUUCCUUGUUUGUGCCAGAGCUUGCAUUUGAUUUGCUUGUGAAACCCCAAAUCAAGCUGCUGCUGGAUCCUUCUCAGCGAUGUGUCGAACUGGUUUACGAAGAGCUUAUGAAGAUUUGCCAUAAUUGUGGAACACCUGAAUUAGCUCGAUACCCUAAGCUGCAAAGUAUGCUUAUUGAAGUAGUAAGCGAGCUUUUGAGAGAGAGGUUAGGCCCAACUCGCUCCUACGUAGAAAGUCUGAUUGACAUUCACACCUCCUACAUCAAUACGAAUCAUCCAAAUUUUCUGAGUGCCACUGAGGCUAUGUCCGAUAUUGUAGCUGGUCGCAAGAAGAAUGAGGUCCUCAAGACGCAAAAGAUGCAGCAGGAGAAGAGAGCUGCCCAGCAACAAAAGAAGGCUGAGAAAGAGGGCGAAUCCAGCCUUUCACCUUCUACAUCACCAAGGAUUGGAUAUGAAUCCUCUGGUGAGAGUGGAUCUGAAGACGAUGACCUGGAAAUGAAGAACUCUAAAGAUUCAUUCUUGAAGUAUUUUUUCGGAAAAGAUCAAAAGGAUCAAACAUUUGGUGUAGGUGAGCAUGAUAAGGCUGGCCGCUCUCACCCUCUAGAAACUGACAUUAGUGGCCAAACUCUGGCGGAUAUGAGAAAUCUACAACUUACCGGCGACUUAAAUACGAUUGAAAAGGCGGAGAUUGAGGAUAAUGAACCUGCAUUGACUGAAAGGGAGGAACUGGAAUGUGAACUGAUUAGAAGAUUAAUCGUUUCCUAUUUUUCAAUCGUGAGAGAAAUGAUUCAAGAUCAAAUCCCGAAGGCAGUCAUGUGCCUGCUGGUGAACUUUUCUAUGGAUAUUAUUCAAAAUCGGCUAGUCACAAAGCUGUACAAAGAAUCUUUGUUCGAGGAGUUACUGAUGGAAGAUCAAACUUUAGCACAAGACAGAGAAAAGUGUGUCAAGCUUUUAGACACCUACAAGAAAGCUUCGAAUAUCAUCGGCGGCAUUUUGUAA
Messenger RNA from Torulaspora delbrueckii, 2340 nucleotides. RefSeq names its product dynamin-related GTPase DNM1 (gene DNM1). Gene Ontology annotation, biological process: peroxisome fission; mitochondrial fission. Gene Ontology annotation, molecular function: GTPase activity; microtubule binding; GTP binding. The record is from RefSeq and is a predicted model, not a curated record. Lineage: Eukaryota; Fungi; Ascomycota; Saccharomycetes; Saccharomycetales; Saccharomycetaceae. Gene Ontology annotation, cellular component: peroxisome; microtubule; cytoplasm. The transcript has a single exon. The coding region runs from base 1 to 2340 and encodes 779 amino acids.